UUAUAGCCAGGAUAUAAGAGGUUAUCCUGAAUACCACAUGUCUAACAAUUUUUCUUGAACGUUAGCCAUUGAUUUUAACUGUAUCCAGAAAGUCAAAAUUGCUCCGGAAAUUGGAAACAUUCGAUUUAAAAGAAAAAUCUUGAACAAAUGGACAAUAUGUCUAUUACAAAUACACCAACAAGCAAUGAUGCCUGUCUGAGCAUUGUACAUAGUUUGAUGUGCCAUAGACAAGGUGGAGAGAGUGAAACAUUUGCAAAAAGAGCAAUUGAAAGUUUGGUAAAGAAGUUGAAGGAGAAAAAAGAUGAGUUGGAUUCUUUAAUAACAGCCAUAACUACAAAUGGAGCUCAUCCUAGUAAAUGCGUUACUAUACAGAGAACAUUGGAUGGAAGACUUCAGGUGGCUGGUAGGAAAGGAUUUCCUCAUGUGAUCUAUGCCCGCCUCUGGAGGUGGCCUGAUCUUCACAAAAAUGAACUAAAACAUGUUAAAUACUGUCAGUAUGCAUUUGAUUUAAAAUGUGAUAGUGUCUGUGUGAAUCCAUAUCAUUAUGAACGAGUUGUAUCACCUGGAAUUGAUCUCUCAGGAUUAACACUGCAGAGUACUGCUCCAAAUAUGUUGGUGAAGGAUGAAUAUGUUCAUGACUUUGAUGGACAGCCGUCGUUAUCCACUGAAGGACAUUCAAUUCAAACCAUCCAGCAUCCACCAAGUAAUCGUGCAUCAACAGAGACAUACAGCACCCCUGCUCUGUUAGCCCCGUCUGAGUCUAAUGCUACCAGCACCACCAACUUCCCCAGCAUUCCUGUGGCUUCCACAAGUCAGCCUGCCAGUAUAUUGGCAGGCAUCGGCAGCAGCCAUAGUGAAGGACUGUUGCAGAUAGCUUCAGGGCCUCAGCCAGGACAGCAGCAGAAUGGAUUUACUGGUCAGCCAGCUACUUACCAUCAUAACAGCACUACUACCUGGACUGGAAGUAGAACUGCACCAUACACACCUAAUUUGCCUCACCACCAAAACGGCCAUCUUCAGCACCACCCGCCUAUGCCGCCCCAUCCCGGACAUUACUGGCCAGUUCACAAUGAGCUUGCAUUCCAGCCUCCCAUUUCCAAUCAUCCUGCUCCUGAGUAUUGGUGUUCCAUUGCUUACUUUGAAAUGGAUGUUCAGGUAGGAGAGACAUUUAAGGUUCCUUCAAGCUGCCCUAUUGUUACUGUUGAUGGAUACGUGGACCCUUCUGGAGGAGAUCGUUUUUGCUUGGGUCAACUCUCCAAUGUCCACAGGACAGAAGCCAUUGAGAGAGCAAGGUUGCACAUAGGCAAAGGUGUGCAGUUGGAAUGUAAAGGUGAAGGUGAUGUUUGGGUCAGGUGCCUUAGCGACCACGCAGUCUUUGUACAAAGUUAUUACUUGGACAGAGAAGCUGGGCGUGCACCUGGAGAUGCUGUUCAUAAGAUUUACCCAAGUGCAUAUAUAAAGGUCUUUGAUUUGCGCCAGUGUCAUCGGCAGAUGCAGCAGCAGGCAGCCGGGCCAGCUGCAGCCGCCGCCCAGGCAGCAGCCGUGGCCGGAAACAUUCCUGGCCCAGGAUCAGUAGGUGGAAUAGCUCCAGCUAUCAGUUUGUCAGCUGCUGCUGGAAUUGGUGUUGAUGACCUUCGUCGCUUAUGCAUACUCAGGAUGAGUUUUGUGAAAGGCUGGGGGCCGGAUUACCCAAGACAGAGCAUCAAAGAAACACCUUGCUGGAUUGAGAUCCACUUGCACCGGGCGCUCCAGCUCCUGGAUGAAGUCCUUCACACCAUGCCUAUCGCUGACCCACAGCCUUUAGACUGAGGUCUUUUACUGGUGGGGCCCUCAAUAUUACCAGGAUGUGGACUAUAAUGCAAUCCUGUUUGUAAUCUGAAGAUAUAUUUCACUUUUGUUCUGCUUUAUCUUUCAUAAAGGGUUGAAAGUAUGUUUGCUGCCUUGCUCCUAGCAGACAGAAACUGGAUUAAAACAAUUUUUUUUUCCUGUUUAGAACUUUUCAGGCAUGGCUCAGAGCUUGAAGAUCAGGAGAAACACAUUUUUAUUAAAUCUUCACCGUUAUGUAUGAAGGAAUCAUUCCAGCGCUGGAAAAUUUAGCCCUUUCAAAUGUCUUAGAGCCUUUUAUAUGCAGAACAUUGAUACAUGUGUCAUUCUACAGAAUAAAUUCUAAUAUUGCUGUUUUUAAAGGCAGAGAAGUUCUCAGAGUUAAUUCACCUAUGUUAUUUUGUGUGCAAAUUGUUAUUAUUGAACAUACUUUACUUCAAAAUAUUGUGCCAUGUGGGUGAAUUAAUUUUACCAAGAACAACUUUACUCUGUGUUUAAAAAUACAGUGGUAAUGUAUUAUAACCUUUUAUUCAAAAUACUUUUUGCAAGCUAAACCAGUGAAGAUGAUUUCAAUUCAGAUUGUCUUGCAAUUUCAGUUUUAUUUUUACCAAGGCAAAACACUAAUUUGUGUGUAUAUUGAGAAUUCCUUAAAUUUACCAGACAAAGAAAUGAUUUAAAGUUAAAUUUGUUAAUCCAUGUUGGAAGACUAUUUAUCAAGAAGUGUACUUUUGCCCUGUUAAACAGUAGACGUAUUCUUCUAUACUUCUAGGUGCAAGGCUGAUUACUAAGAAGCUUAGAAGAGGAAUUUCUUUUCCUUUAUUAAUUCACAGGGAAAGGUUUUGUAUUUUUAAAAACACUAAAAGCAGUGUCACCCUGCCUAAUAUCUCCCUGUUCUGCAAAGGUGGCAGUGCCUAUACUUAAGUAAGGAGUAUUUUGGAAACUGCUAAAUUCGAUGUUAAAUACUGUGCGGAAGAAUAAUGGAAACAUGACCGUUCAUAUAGGUAGUUUGGAUAUUUUUGUACUUGAUUUGAUGUGUGACUUUUUUUUGUAUACUGUUUAAAUCAUGUAUGUUAUGAUAUUGUUUAAAAUUCAGUUUUUGUAUCUUGGGGCAAGACUGCAAACUUUUUUAUACCUUUUGGUUAUUCUAAGCCCUUUGCCAUCAAUGAUCAUAUCAAUUGGCAGUGACUUUGUAUAGAGAUUUAAGUAGAAAAGUUGCAGAUGUAUUGACUGUACCACAGACACAAUAUGUAUGCUUUUUACCUAGCCAGUAGCAUAAAUAAAACUGAAUCUCCACUUACAAAGUUGAAUUCUAGGUUUGAUUUUUAAAAUGUUUUCCUUUUGCACUUUUGAGUCCAAUCUCAGUGGCAAGACACCUUCUACUAACCGACAGGCAACAGCCAGUUCUAUUGGGCAGCUUUUAUUUGUCCCUCAUCCUCUACCAGGGCUUCCCCAUGGACAUUGUGUAUCAUGUAAAGAGCUGGUUACUUUCUGACUUUUAACGGUGCAAAAAUAGUCCUGAUUGCAAGAUAAAAUAGAUUGUCUACAGGAUAAACAGUGUCAAAUAAAAUCAAGGAUUGUUUUUA
Messenger RNA from Tupaia belangeri chinensis (Chinese tree shrew), 3407 nucleotides. RefSeq names its product SMAD family member 4 (gene SMAD4). Gene Ontology annotation, biological process: SMAD protein signal transduction; anatomical structure morphogenesis; transforming growth factor beta receptor signaling pathway. Gene Ontology annotation, molecular function: RNA polymerase II cis-regulatory region sequence-specific DNA binding; I-SMAD binding; DNA-binding transcription factor activity, RNA polymerase II-specific. Gene Ontology annotation, cellular component: heteromeric SMAD protein complex. The record is from RefSeq and is a predicted model, not a curated record. Lineage: Eukaryota; Metazoa; Chordata; Mammalia; Scandentia; Tupaiidae.